This is a messenger RNA of Daldinia caldariorum, 1065 nucleotides long. RefSeq lists its product as uncharacterized. The record is from RefSeq and is a predicted model, not a curated record. Gene Ontology annotation, molecular function: acetylpyruvate hydrolase activity. The coding region runs from base 166 to 888 and encodes 240 amino acids. Gene Ontology annotation, cellular component: mitochondrion. NCBI's taxonomy places the organism in Eukaryota, Fungi, Ascomycota, Sordariomycetes, Xylariales, Hypoxylaceae. The transcript has 4 exons.
CUUUAAUUGAUCCCACUACCAAUUUACCUAUUAUUCGAGUUAUUCGUAACAACCUUGGUUCUCGCAUCCGAACAUCGGUGACGCGGACCACUUAUAGUUUGGUACAGCCGGAACAUUUCUCCGUUCAGUCACGCUUCCUUGUACAUUUAGGUACAGGUAUAAACCAUGAACGUUUUCCGCCGCGGCAUGGCGUCGGUGGCUUCUCUGAAACAGGCCGGAAAAGUCGUCUGCAUCGGACGAAAUUAUGCCGACCAUAUCACCGAGUUGAAUUCCGCCAGGCCGAAGCAGCCCUUCUUCUUUUUGAAGCCGACGUCUUCGGUUCUGUUACCCGGAGCCGGUCCCGUCAUCCGGCCUAAAGGUGUCGACCUUCACUACGAGGUUGAGCUAGCCUUGAUUUUGGGCAAGCAAGUGAAAGAUCUUGCAGCGGACGAUGAGAAGGGUGCUUUCGAUGCUAUUGAGAACUAUGCUCUUAGCAUCGAUAUGACGGCGAGAAACAUUCAAAAUGAGGCCAAGAAAAAGGGCUUGCCUUGGUCGAUCGCCAAGGGAUUUGACACCUUCCUACCAAUCAGCAAUCUCAUUGCUAAAUCGGCAAUUCCCAACCCUCACUCCAUAGAUAUCUAUCUCACCGUCAACGACAACGUUCGGCAAUCGGACAGUACCGAGCUCAUGCUUUUCCAGAUCCCGAGGAUAUUGAGCGAUAUCUCCAAGGUCAUGACCCUUGAGAAAGGAGACAUCAUCCUCACCGGUACGCCGAAAGGUGUUGGUCCGGUUGUUCCCGGCGAUGUGAUGCGAGCUGGCAUCAAAGUUAACGGCAAGGAGCUCGAGGAGAGCAAAAUCGAAGUCAAGGUUGAAGAGUCGACUGGCACAUACGAAUAUGCUGAGACAUAAAGUACUGCCUAAAAGGAAGUAUUAGACUCUAACAAGACGGCCUUCGACAAUAAUGCCUACCAAAUCGCUCUAAUUAGUAACUAUUGGAUUCAGUUGCUUCUCCUUAAACAACACCAAUAUAUACCUAGCUCCUACCUAGUACAUGCACAUUAAAAGCGUACAUCACGGUAUUCAGAC